Molecule: messenger RNA, 454 nt
Organism: Parasteatoda tepidariorum (common house spider)
Lineage: Eukaryota; Metazoa; Arthropoda; Arachnida; Araneae; Theridiidae
Gene: Mat89Ba
Product: nucleolar protein 6 Mat89Ba
Biological process (GO): rRNA processing; tRNA export from nucleus
Cellular component (GO): CURI complex; UTP-C complex; small-subunit processome
Source: RefSeq, a predicted model, not a curated record
AUCGAUGAACUUUUAAAAGAUCAGAUAAAGAUAAAUGAAAGUGUUAAAAUUUGGCUUGAAGAGUUCGAACAAUUUCUUUUAAAUCUCCCUGAGAGUUCCCAAUGCUGUAUUAACGAUUUUUCUGUUGGAAAAGGAAUAAAAAUUCCUAUCAGUCUAGUGCCUGAGAAUGAUAAAGGGGUGUUUAAAUUUUUUCCCCCAACACAAAUUUUAUCUGUUGGUGCUUAUGCCUUUGAAACUAUUCAUUCAUCAUCUCCUGUGAUCAAUAUUGCUGUUGAAAUCCCAAAACCUUGCUGGCAGGGAAUGGACAAUUUAAAUUACAGAUAUCACAGGAAACGUGCCUUCUAUUUGACGUAUAUUGCACACUCGUUAUUGGAUUCGGAUCUGGUUAAUGAUUUGAGAUUUAUUUAUCCAAAUGAUUGCCAUAUUAAACCGGAUUUAUUAAUAACCCCUAAUG